GAAGUCGGCAAGAGAGUAAGGUCGGUUUAGAAUGGGAGGCUAAUAUUUAGGGUUUAGCUGCGAUUUGACACCAGAAAAACCUCACUCUCGCAAAGGAAGAACCACAGGUCACAAAUCAACUGGUUUUUUUCGAGAUCUAAAGAAUGUCGCAGCAGAACUUGGGCGGUGGUGCGGAGGCGCACGCCCGGUUCAAGCAGUACGAGUACAGGGCCAACUCGAGCCUGGUCCUCACCACAGACUCUCGGCCACGUGACACGCACGAGCCCACCGGCGAGCCGGAGUCGCUCUGGGGAAAGAUUGAACCCAAUACCUUCGGCGACAGGGCCUACAGGGGCAGGCCGCAGGAGUUGGAUGAUAAGCUGAAGAAGUCCAAGAAGAAGAAGGAGCGCGAUCCCAAUGCGGAGCCUGCUCCUCUUCGGCAGAGCAAGAGGCGCCGGCUCCAUGAGGAGAGCGUGCUCACUGCCACGGAGGAAGGUGUUUAUCAACCUAAGACGAAGGAGACGCGGGCGGCGUAUGAGGCUAUGCUUAGUGUCAUUCAGCAGCAGUUGGGCGGGCAGCCAUUGAAUAUAGUGAGUGGUGCGGCGGAUGAGAUUUUGGCUGUGCUUAAGAAUGAGACUUUGAAGAACCCUGAGAAGAAAAAGGAGAUUGAGAAGUUGCUGAAUCCUAUACCCACAACGGUGUUUGAUAAUUUGGUUCAGAUUGGUAGGUUGAUCACUGACUACCAAGACGGGGGCGAUGCUGGUGGGUCGGCUGUGGCUAAUGGUGAUGAAGCUCUUGAUGAUGAUGUGGGUGUCGCAGUUGAGUUUGAAGAGAAUGAGGAAGACGAUGAGGAGAGCGAUCUUGAUAUAGUCCAAGAGGACGAGGAAGAGGACGAUGAUGAUGAUAUGGCUGAACGACAUGAGUCUGGGGCUAUGCAAAUGGGAGGUGGCAUUGAUGAUGAUGAAAUGCAGGAAGCCAAUGAGGGUCUGAGCCUUAAUGUUCAGGACAUCGAUGCUUACUGGCUUCAGAGGAAGAUAUCUGAAGCUUAUGAGAAGCAAAUUGAUCCUCAACAAUGCCAGAAGCUUGCUGAAGAGGUGCUAAAGAUCCUUCCUGAAGGUGAUGACAGGGAUGUCGAAUCCAAGCUAUUGUUGCAUCUCCAGUUUGACAAGUUCAGUCUUAUCAAGUUUCUGUUGCGAAACCGGCUGAAGAUUUUCUGGUGCACCCGUUUGGCGAGGGCUGAAGAUCAAGAUGAGAGGAAGAACAUCGAGGAGGAAAUGUUGCGUCUGGGUCGUAAAGAUUUGGAUGCAAUUGUGGACCAGUUACACGCCACAAGGGCUAGUGCAAAGGAGAGGCAAAAGAACUUGGAGAAGAGUAUUAGAGAGGAGGCUCGCAGGUUGAAGGAUGAGAGUGGUGGUGAUGGGGACAGGUCUAGGAGGGGGCUUGUGGAUAGAGAUGCUGAUAGUGGUUGGUUGAAGAGCCAGGCUCAGCUGCUUGAUCUUGAUAGCCUCGCACAAGAGCAAAGUAGAAUAUUGGUGGCAAAGAAGUGUGUUCUUCCGGAUGGGUCUUAUAGACAUCCCAGCAAAGGAUAUGAAGAAAUCCAUGUGCCCGCUUUGAAGCCUAAACCAUUUGAUGCUGAUGAGAGACUUGUAAAAAUAUCUGCCAUGCCAGAAUGGGCUCGACCAGCUUUCAAAGGAAUGAAUCAGUUGAACAGGGUGCAAAGUAAAGUCUACAAUACUGCUCUUUUUGAAGCCGAAAAUAUCCUCUUAUGUGCACCUACUGGGGCAGGGAAAACUAAUGUUGCAGUUCUAACCAUCCUUCAGCAGUUCGCGCUGCACAUGAACAAAGAGGAUGGUUCAAUAAACCACAAUGCUUAUAAGAUUGUGUACGUCGCCCCUAUGAAGGCUCUUGUUGCUGAAGUCGUUGGUAAUUUGUCUAAUCGUUUGCAGGAUUAUGGUGUCACUGUGAGGGAACUAAGUGGUGAUCAGUCAAUGACUCGCCAACAAAUUGAAGAGACUCAGAUUAUUGUCACAACACCUGAGAAGUGGGAUAUCAUCACCAGAAAGUCAGGAGAUCGUACUUAUACCCAACUUGUCACACUUCUCAUAAUUGAUGAGAUUCACCUUCUUCAUGAUAAUAGAGGCCCUGUUCUUGAAAGCAUUGUUGCUAGAACUGUUAGGCAGAUAGAGGCUACGAAACAACAUAUCCGGUUGGUGGGUUUAUCUGCUACCCUACCUAACUUUGAGGAUGUGGCACUCUUCUUGCGUGUUGAUAAGGGUAAGGGUCUGUUUCAUUUUGAUAAUAGUUACAGACCUGUCCCUCUUUCUCAACAGUAUAUUGGAAUCAUGGUAAGGAAGCCAUUGCAGAGGUUUCAGUUGAUGAAUGAUCUCUGCUAUGAAAAGGUGAUGGCUGGGGCUGGAAAAAAUCAAGUUCUUAUUUUUGUCCACUCAAGGAAAGAAACAGCCAAAACAGCUCGUGCUAUACGAGAUACAGCACUUGCUAAUGAUACCCUCGGUAGAUUUCUGAAAGAAGACAGUGCAAGCAGGGAAAUUCUUCAUACUCAUACUGAAUUGGUCAAGAGCAAUGAUCUCAAAGACCUUCUACCAUAUGGUUUUGCUAUUCAUCAUGCUGGGUUGAACAGGGCUGACCGUCAACUGGUUGAGGAUCUCUUUGCUGAUGGGCAUGUACAGGUUCUGGUUUCUACUGCGACACUGGCUUGGGGUGUGAAUCUUCCUGCUCACACUGUCAUAAUCAAAGGAACUCAGGUUUAUGAUCCAGAGAAGGGAGCAUGGACUGAACUCAGUCCACUUGAUGUUAUGCAGAUGUUGGGUCGUGCAGGAAGACCUCAGUAUGAUUCGUGUGGAGAAGGGAUAAUCAUCACUGGACACAAUGAACUACAAUACUACCUUUCUUUGAUGAACCAACAACUUCCUAUUGAAAGUCAGUUUGUGUCCAAAUUGGCAGAUCAAUUGAAUGCUGAGAUCGUUCUUGGUACAGUCCAAAAUGCCAGAGAAGCCUGUCAUUGGUUAGGAUACACUUAUUUGUUUGUUCGCAUGUUACGUAAUCCAACGCUGUACCGUUUGGAAGCUGAUGUUCUCACAAGAGAUGUUUUAUUGGACGAGAGGCGAGCUGAUCUGAUCCAUUCUGCUGCAACCAUCUUGGACAAGAACAAUUUGAUCAAGUAUGAUAGGAAAAGCGGAUAUUUCCAAGUUACAGACCUGGGUCGAAUUGCGAGCUAUUACUACAUAACUCAUGGAACAAUAUCUACAUAUAAUGAGCAUUUGAAGCCAACAAUGGGGGACAUUGAGCUAUGUAGAUUGUUCUCUCUCAGUGAAGAAUUUAAGUAUGUCACUGUUCGGCAGGAUGAAAAGAUGGAACUAGCAAAGUUAUUAGAUCGUGUUCCAAUUCCAGUGAAGGAAAGCCUUGAAGAGCCCAGUGCAAAGAUUAAUGUUCUGUUGCAAGCAUAUAUUUCACAGCUGAAGCUUGAAGGGCUUUCAUUGACAUCUGACAUGGUUUACAUUACUCAGAGUGCUGGGCGUCUUCUACGAGCUCUUUUUGAGAUCGUCUUGAAACGGGGAUGGGCUUUACUCGCAGAGAAGGCUUUGAACUUGUGUAAAAUGGUUAACAAGAGGAUGUGGAGUGUCCAGACGCCACUUCGCCAAUUCCAUGGAAUAACAAAUGAUAUUUUAAUCAAGUUGGAGAAGAAGGAUUUGGCAUGGGAUAGGUAUUAUGACCUUUCCUCACAGGAACUUGGGGAGCUUAUACGGAUGCCGAAGAUGGGAAGAACACUCCACAAGUUCAUCCACCAGUUCCCCAAAUUAAACCUCGCAGCACAUGUGCAGCCAAUUACUCGCACUGUAUUAAGGGUUGAACUUACUAUAACACCAGACUUUCAAUGGGAGGACAAGGUUCAUGGAUAUGUAGAGCCAUUUUGGGUAAUAGUGGAGGAUAAUGAUGGAGAGUAUAUUCUUCAUCAUGAAUAUUUUCUGCUGAAGAAGCAGUAUAUCGAUGAGGAUCAUACUUUGAACUUCACAGUGCAAAUUUACGAACCCCUUCCACCUCAAUACUUCAUCCGUGUCGUGUCGGAUAGGUGGCUUGGGUCACAAACUGUUUUACCUGUUUCUUUCAGACACCUUAUCUUACCUGAAAAGUAUCCUCCUCCGACGGAGUUGUUGGACUUGCAACCGCUUCCUGUAACAGCAUUGAGGAAUUCUAUGUAUGAAGCUCUCUAUGAUUUUAAGCACUUUAACCCUGUCCAGACGCAGGUCUUCACGGUUCUGUAUAAUUCAGAUGACAAUGUCUUAGUUGCUGCACCAACAGGGAGUGGCAAGACCAUAUGUGCAGAGUUUGCUGUAUUGAGGAAUCAUCAAAAGGCCUCUGAGACUGGCAUGCGUGUUGUGUACAUUGCACCUAUCGAAGGUCUUGCCAAAGAACGGCUCAAGGGCUGGCAGAAGAAGUUUGGACCAAAGGGUCUCAAUCUACGUGUUGUUGAAUUGACAGGGGAAACAGCCACAGACUUAAAGCUGCUUGAGAAAGGUCAGAUUAUCAUCAGCACUCCAGAGAAGUGGGAUGCUUUGUCUCGGCGGUGGAAACAGAGGAAACAUGUUCAACAGGUUAGCCUUUUUAUUGUAGAUGAAGUCCACUUAAUUGGUGGUCAGGGUGGUCCCAUUUUGGAGGUGAUAGUCUCUAGGAUGAGAUAUAUAGCAAGUCAAGGUGAGAACAAGAUUCGUAUUGUGGCUCUGUCCACUUCUCUUGCAAAUGCCAAGGAUCUUGGAGAAUGGAUUGGUGCUACCUCUCACGGCCUUUUCAAUUUUCCACCUGGUGUGCGCCCAGUGCCACUGGAAAUACACAUUCAAGGGGUGGAUUUAGCAAAUUUUGAGGCAAGGAUGCAAGCAAUGGCAAAACCAACAUACACUGCCAUUGUUCAACAUGCCAAGAACGGGAAACCUGCUCUUGUGUAUGUUCCUACAAGGAAACAUGCCCGCCUAACAGCUUUGGAUCUGAUGACUUACUCGACUGUAGAUGGUGCCGAGAGUCCGCCAUUUUUAUUGCGGUCCGCAGAGGAGAUUGAGCCUUUUGUUGAGAAAAUUAGUGAUGAAAUUUUGGCAAGCACACUGCGCCAUGGAGUGGGCUACUUGCAUGAGGGCUUAACGACUGAUGAUCAAGACAUUGUGUCAACUCUUUUUGAAGCGGAGUACAUUCAAGUGUGUGUCAUGAGUGGUACGAUGUGUUGGGGAGUGCCGUUGUCUGCCCAUUUGGUGGUUGUGAUGGGAACCCAAUAUUAUGAUGGCCGGGAAAACAUUCAUUCUGAUUACCCUGUUACUGAUCUACUGCAGAUGAUGGGUCAUGCCAGUCGCCCUAAGCUUGAUAAUUCUGGGAAAUGUGUCAUCUUCUGCCAUGCUCCCCGUAAAGAAUACUACAUGAAGUUCUUAUAUGAAGCAUUCCCUGUUGAAAGCCAUCUACACCAUUACUUACAUGAUAACCUAAAUGCAGAAGUUGUUGCUGGAAUUAUUGAGAACAAGCAAGAUGCUGUUGAUUACCUUACCUGGACCUUCUUGUACAGGAGGCUCACACAAAAUCCCAACUAUUAUAAUCUCCAGGGAGUUACUCAGAGGCAUCUUUCUGAUUACCUCUCAGAGCUUGUUGAAAAUACGCUGAGUGACUUGGAGACGAGCAAGUGUGUUGCUAUAGAGGAUGAGACUGAUCUCUCCGCUUUGAAUCUUGGCAUGAUAGCUUCGUAUUAUUACAUCAGUUAUACUACGAUCGAGCGUUUCAGUUCUUCCUUAACUUCCAAGACAAAGAUGAAGGGUCUUCUUGAGAUUCUAACUCAUGCUUCUGAGUAUUCUCAACUUCCUAUACGACCUGGGGAGGAAGAGGUUAUUCGCAGAUUGAUCAACCACCAGAGGUUCUCCUUUGAGAAUCCCAAAUGCACAGAUCCUCAUGUUAAAGCAAAUGCGCUGCUUCAGGCCCAUUUUGCGAGGCAUCAUGUGGCUGGGAACCUAGCAUUGGACCAGCGAGAGGUCCUCCUUUCUGCAAGCAGGUUGCUUCAGGCAAUGGUUGAUGUCAUUUCCAGCAAUGGUUGGCUAAACCUUGCUCUCCUAGCUAUGGAAGUCAGCCAAAUGGUUACUCAGGGAAUGUGGGAUCGUGACUCGAUGCUUCUACAGCUUCCUCACUUCACAAAGGAGCUCGCAAAGAGAUGCCAAGAAAAUCCUGAAAAGAGUAUAGAGAGGGUAUCUGAUCUGGUGGAUAUGGAGAGUGAUGAGAGGCGUGAACUGCUUCAGGAGCUGCUUCAGUUGUCAGAGGCAGAGAUUGAAGAUAUUGAACAAUACUGCAAAAGGUUUCCCAACAUUGAGAUGACAUUUAAGGUGUUGGACAGUGAGAAUGUAAUGGCUGGGGAAGAAAUCACUUUGCAAGUUGAUAUGGACCGUGAACGGGUUGGCCCGGUUGAUGCUCCAAGGUAUCCCAAGACCAAGGAAGAGGGAUGGUGGCUGGUAGUUGGGGAUACCAAGACUAACUCGCUGCUUGCCAUCAAGAGAGUUCCCCCGCAAAAGAAGGCCAAAGUCAAGCUUGGAUUUGUGGCUCCUGCAGAAGCUGGAAAGAAGAUGUAUACUCUUUACUUCAUGUGUGACUCGUACUUGGGAUGUGAUGAGGAACACAGUUUUACUGUUGAUGUCCAACCAGCAGAGUAGAGCCAGUAAGACAAUGGGAGAGAAUGAAAAAGCUUUUACUGUUUUGAAUUCUUUCCAUCUGAUCUCUUGAUUCCUAUAAUGUUUCUACAGUUAUGUCUGUUUUGACGUUCCCUGAUUUUGUAAGACUACUGUGCUGAUGCUAAAUUGCUUGUUUCAAAGCAGUUGUAAUAUUCCAGCUCAAAUCUUUGUUUCUUGUUUUUGGAUGCCUGCUUAUCUAUAUAGUAUCUGCUCUUGUUAGACUCUAUACUACGGGCAUCUUCUCUGUGG
Messenger RNA from Fragaria vesca subsp. vesca, 6932 nucleotides. RefSeq names its product U5 small nuclear ribonucleoprotein 200 kDa helicase-like. Gene Ontology annotation, cellular component: nucleus. NCBI's taxonomy places the organism in Eukaryota, Viridiplantae, Streptophyta, Magnoliopsida, Rosales, Rosaceae. The transcript is spliced from 4 exons. The coding region runs from base 144 to 6665 and encodes 2173 amino acids. The record is from RefSeq and is a predicted model, not a curated record. Gene Ontology annotation, molecular function: ATP binding; ATP hydrolysis activity; nucleic acid binding.